Scomber japonicus (chub mackerel) is the source of this 2512-nucleotide messenger RNA. It is a transcript of the gene got2b, whose product is annotated as glutamic-oxaloacetic transaminase 2b, mitochondrial. The transcript is spliced from 10 exons. The record is from RefSeq and is a predicted model, not a curated record. Gene Ontology annotation, molecular function: pyridoxal phosphate binding; L-aspartate:2-oxoglutarate transaminase activity. Gene Ontology annotation, biological process: biosynthetic process; L-aspartate catabolic process. Lineage: Eukaryota; Metazoa; Chordata; Actinopteri; Scombriformes; Scombridae. Bases 76 to 1362 code for a protein of 428 amino acids. Gene Ontology annotation, cellular component: mitochondrion.
UGCCGCCGUAGCAGUGCCUGCCCUUCACGUCCGUCCACAUCCCGCUCGGCUCGACUCCCAAGCACAGCAGCAACGAUGGCCCUGCUCAAGUCCAACAAGGUGUUUCUCUGUCUGGGAAACAUCACUCCAUCCCUCGGGACUCUGUCCUGCCGGAACAGCUCAUGGUGGGGCGGAGUGCAGAUGGGUCCCCCCGAUCCCAUCCUGGGGGUGACUGAGGCCUUCAAGAGGGAUACCAACCCCAAGAAGAUGAACCUGGGGGUGGGAGCCUACAGGGAUGACCAGGGCAAGCCCUACGUGCUCAACUGUGUCCGCAAGGCUGAGACUUUGAUUGCAGCCAAACAGCUGGAUAAGGAGUAUCUUCCCAUUGGUGGUUUGGGGGACUUUUCCAAGGCUUGUGCCCAACUCGCAUUUGGUGCUGAUAAUGAGGUCUUGAAGAGCAACAGGAGCAUCACCGUCCAGACCAUCUCAGGAACGGGAUCUCUGCGCAUUGGAGCCAACUUUCUGUCUCGAUUCCAUGGUGGUCCUCUUGACGUGUACCUGCCCAAACCCUCCUGGGGCAACCACACCCCCAUUUUCAGAGACGCUGGCAUGCAGCUCAAAGCGUACAGAUACUACGAGCCCUCCACCUGUGGCUUUGACUUCAAAGGAGCUCUCGAGGACAUCUCUAAAAUCCCAGAGCAGAGUGUGAUCUUGUUGCAUGCUUGCGCCCACAACCCCACUGGUGUAGACCCCAAACCCGAGCAGUGGAAAGAGAUUGCUGAGAUUGUGAAGAAAAGGAACCUGCUCGUGUUCUUCGACAUGGCUUACCAGGGCUUCGCCAGCGGAGACAUUGAUCGUGAUGCCUGGGCUGUGCGCUACUUCAUCGAACAGGGCCACAACGUCGUGCUGUCCCAGUCCUUUGCAAAGAACAUGGGUCUCUAUGGUGAGCGUGUGGGAGGCUUCACUGUGGUGUGUAAGGACACAGAUGAGGCAAAGAGAGUGGAGUCUCAGCUGAAGAUCCUCAUCAGACCCAUUUAUUCCAACCCCCCAAUGAAUGGUGCCAGAAUCGCCGCUACUAUUCUCAACACACCAGAAUUGCGCUCCAUAUGGCUGGAGGAGGUCCAUGGUAUGGCCAAUCGCAUCAUUAAGAUGAGAGAGCAGCUGGUGGCCGGUCUGAAAAAGGAGGGCUCCAGCCACAACUGGCAGCAUGUCAUUGACCAGAUUGGGAUGUUCUGUUUCACAGGACUCAAACCUGAUCAGGUUGAACGUCUGACAAAGGAGUUUUCUGUGUACAUGACCAAGGAUGGCAGAAUUUCCAUGGCAGGUGUGACCUCUGGGAACGUAGGAUACCUGGCACAGGGAAUCCACGCUGUCACCAAGUAGAGUGGAUCCUGCCGGGAGAGCUACAAAAUCAAAGCAGCAUUGUCUAAGAGGAACCUUAUGCAUCACUUGGUCUCCGUCUGCUCCAUUCCACCUGUAGGAAAAAAAAAAGCUCGAUAUUUAGUUAGACAUUUUCUUGAUUGGAUUUCAUCAUGACUUUGACCCAGUUGGAGCGAUUGCUGCUGUUUAAAACGGUUUAGAUUCUUGUUACCUUUUAAAAAAAAAAAAAAAAAUCUCACUGAACAGGCUCCCCUACCAAAAUGUUUUCUCCCUCUACUGACUGAGUAUUUGUCUCAUCUUUGCUUAUUUAUUAUCUGGAAAAAAAACUGUCAGCUGCUGUUUAUCUGCUGUGGGCCGACUCACUAUAUAACACAAAGGAGCAAACGGUGAUGUUAGACUGUGUGUUAGUUGAGUCCUUUCAUUCUUAAUUUCAAUGGUGGAGUUGUAGCACUUUAUAAGUGGUGAGGCACUGUUUUGAGUUUCAAGAUUAGGCUGGCACUCUUUUUAUCUUCAGGCUUUAUUCUAAUAACAGGCAUUUGUCAAUCAGGUAAUCAGUUCACUAUCAGUGGUCAUUCACCUGAACUAAUCAAUCAUUCAGUAAUUUAGUCUCAGUAUUAUCUGUUGGAAAGUUUCCUGUCAAUCUCCCUUGUAUUCAGUAGUUUUCCAUGUGGGGGAGGGAGGGGUUUGGGUUUUUGUUUUGUUUUUUGGUUUCAGUCCUGUUGGUUGCAGAGCAGCAGUUUCUCAGUCAGACCUUUUAAAAUCUCAACACAAACAACAAACCAAUAGAGUUAAACUCAAUACAGAGAAACAAUCAAUAUGUAUACACCCAAAUCAAAUGCCCCAUUAUUUUAAUUUUUGUAAUGGAGGCUUUGUACUCCAUAUCGGUACAAAUUAAGACGAGUGGGGCACCUGAUUGGGGCACACAGAGGGCAGUUAAUGAAAGCACACAAUGCUAAAGGCAGGCGCUCAGACAUCAUUGUUCAGUGUGUAAGUCUGUUCAUUAAGACUGUGAAGCACUUAUGGCUUUUGGAAAUGUGCUCUAAUCAUGUUUCUGGAACUUGUGGCACUUCACCUCCAUGUUCUGCAUCCUGAAUAAAUAAUGGAUCAUCAGUCAUGUACGUUAUUGAACAAACAAUAAAUCAUUAUAGAGUAA